UCGUUCAUCCACGAUUCGUGCACUGUUUCCUAGAUCUCAUACUUACAUUUAACGAUCAUGUCUGGCAGAGGGAAAACCGGAGGAAAAGCCAGGGCUAAGGCCAAGUCCCGCUCCUCCAGAGCCGGACUCCAGUUCCCAGUGGGUCGAGUCCACAGGCUACUGCGCAAGGGUAACUAUGCGGAGCGCGUCGGCGCCGGGGCCCCGGUAUAUCUGGCGGCCGUGCUGGAGUAUCUGACCGCUGAGAUUCUGGAGCUGGCAGGAAACGCAGCCAGAGACAACAAGAAGACCAGGAUCAUCCCCCGGCAUUUGCAGCUGGCUGUGCGCAACGACGAGGAGCUGAACAAGCUGCUGGGAGGAGUGACCAUCGCGCAGGGAGGAGUGCUGCCCAACAUCCAGGCUGUGCUGCUGCCUAAGAAGACGGAGAAACCGGCCAAGAGCAAGUAAAAAGACUACAGGCCAGCAAACAUCCGGGACAAAAGGCUCACCUCAAAGCCAGCCACUUUUUCAUACCAGUGUUCGUUUUUUUGGAUAAACAAUUAGGGGACCGUGUUUGGUGUUUGCUGUUUCUACAAUGAAAACAUUCGCUUCUCAUCGGGACUAUUCAUAGACUGCUCCGUCGCCACUGUUGUAUUCUUGGCUCUGGAAAAUGGAGGCGCUAUCUGAAGGCUGGAGAUGAUGAAGGCCGUGGAUAAAAAAGAUCACUUCUCAGUAUGGACCAAUUCUAGAAAGAGGGAGGGGGGGUUAUUUUAUUUUUUCGCUGCUACAAAACGUGCAACAAUUUGUGUAUUGUUUAUGUCAUGUUGUUUCAAUAAAUGCGCUGCUGCCUUCUGGCACAGGGCGAAUACAUCA
Scomber japonicus (chub mackerel) is the source of this 849-nucleotide messenger RNA. RefSeq names its product histone H2A. The transcript has a single exon. The record is from RefSeq and is a predicted model, not a curated record. Gene Ontology annotation, molecular function: structural constituent of chromatin; DNA binding; protein heterodimerization activity. NCBI's taxonomy places the organism in Eukaryota, Metazoa, Chordata, Actinopteri, Scombriformes, Scombridae. Bases 58 to 444 code for a protein of 128 amino acids. Gene Ontology annotation, cellular component: nucleosome.